AUGAGCCCGCUUCUCUCGUCUUCAAAUCAACCAAUAAUUGAACCCACAGGCUCUCCGCAGCAAACACUCAUUUCAUCCCUAACUUCAAGUUCAGUUCCUCAAGCCCCGAAAUCGCUAGCCAACAGUAAUGUGUUGCUUGCUACAGCCAUACUUUCAGUAAAAAAUCGCUCAGGCAACUUCGUUCCAUGUCGUGCUAUUCUCGACUCGGCCUCUCAAAUAAAUUUUGUAACUACUCGCUUGGCAAAUCUGCUGCAACUUCCAUUAAAACAAUCAACAAUUUUAAUUUCCGGCAUCGGCGAAUCCAACUUCGUUGCCGACAAAGAGAUUGACGUUUUCGCCCAGUCGCAAGACGAAAGCUACAAAACUUCGUUCGCUGCUGUGGUCACAUCCAGCAUUACAGAUUAUCAACCUAACUUCAGCCUUUCUUCGGAAUGGAAAAUACCAUCAAAUAUUAAUUUAGCAGAUCCAUUAUUCUAUUCACCACAGCGGAUUGACUUGCUUAUUGGCGCAGGUUUGUUUUUUGAUUUGAUGUGCGUUGGCCAAAUUCGCAUUGCUAGUAAUUUGCCAAUACUGCAAAAAACUCGACUGGGUUGGGUUGUCUCAGGUGGUGUUUCAUAUACCAACAAACAAUCAUCGUCACUCGCUGCUUGCAGCAAAAACAUAUCUGAACAACAACAAACCAACAACUCAUUGCACGAUAUCGUUAAACGAUUCUGGGAAAUAGAGAAUUGCUUCGACUCUACUCCCCCACCAUCUGAAGAAGACGAUUGGUGCGAGCAACAUUUCAAAGAAAAUUUCUCUCGGCUAGCCUCGGGAGAGUAUUCAGUGCGUUUGCCUACAAAAACAGAUUUAAGUGCUCUUGGCGACUCAUAUAAUCAUGCGCUUCGUAGAUUUAAAAACUUAGAGCGAAAAUUGGAAAAUAAUCAUGACCGAAAAACUCAAUAUAUUUCGUUUAUGAAUGAGUAUAAAUUGCUGAACCAUAUGUCACUGGCAAAGCUUCUAGCAACAACAAAAACAUAUUUUCUACCGUACCAUUGCGUGCAAAAGCUUGACAGCACAACGACGAAGCUUCGCGUUGUAUUCGAUGGCUCCGCGAAAACAACAACGGGCCACUUGCUGAAUGACCUCUUGCUAGCAGGUCCAACUAUUCAACCAAAGCUGUUAAAAACUCUUUUAUAA
Messenger RNA from Rhagoletis zephyria (snowberry fruit fly), 1179 nucleotides. RefSeq lists its product as uncharacterized. The record is from RefSeq and is a predicted model, not a curated record. Lineage: Eukaryota; Metazoa; Arthropoda; Insecta; Diptera; Tephritidae.